AUGGCCAAAACUGAGACAGUAUUGCAAAUAUCAAAAUUUUUUUUACUCGAUGACGUCGCUUUGGUAAAGCUGAAUGCACACAUUCAAUUCACAGAUGGAGUCCAACUAGCCUGUUUGCCGGAGCAAGGAUCGGAAUUAGAAAUCGGAGAUGGAUGUUUCGCUACAGGAUGGGGCGAAACUAGAGGUUCCGGAUCGGACGAGUUUUUGAAACAAGUCAAGCAAGUAGUGGUGAUGGAAAGUGAAUGUGGUUCUGACAAGUAUAACCCAAAAACGCAAAUAUGUGUCCGUAAUUACAGAAACACUCCUUGCAUUGGUGAUAGUGGAGGUCCUCUCGUUUGCAAGAAGGAAGAUGGCAAAUGGUACGUUUUUGGUGCAACCAGUCAAUCCACUCUUGUCAAUGGAAUAGCAGCGCUUUGUGCAACCCCCGACUUAAAUUUCCUCUUCGCAAAAAUAUUAGAUAAAGCGAAUUGGAUAAAAUUUACCAUUGAAAACAACAAGUAA
This is a messenger RNA of Uloborus diversus, 501 nucleotides long. Its product is annotated as chymotrypsin-like elastase family member 3B. Gene Ontology annotation, molecular function: serine-type endopeptidase activity. The transcript has 4 exons. Bases 1 to 501 code for a protein of 166 amino acids. Gene Ontology annotation, biological process: proteolysis. The record is from RefSeq and is a predicted model, not a curated record. NCBI's taxonomy places the organism in Eukaryota, Metazoa, Arthropoda, Arachnida, Araneae, Uloboridae.